AUGGCAUUACAACAACUCGAUCCGAACAGCUUGACGCUCGCAUUAACGACUAUAAGCUUUGUGACUAGCCCAUUCGAAGCCCCGAGAUAUAAUCUGCCCAUACACUUAUUCGGUAUCUAUGCCUUGGACAAAACCGAAUCCAAUGAGCCCCUAAGAUUGUUCACCGCUAUGGAGGGGGUUAGCGUCCUGUUCGAUAUUAUAUACAUGUGGAGACAUGAACAGAAUGGAUUCAUCAAACUUUUGACCAUAAUAUUGACUUUGGGAAAGAUUCCCACGUUCUUCAUCCUACUUCAAACACUCAAAGCUCGGGGUGACCAAUAUGCCCACUCUAUCAGUGGUGGAGGAGGAUUCCAGAGUCAGACUGUUUGGUCAAUGCCAGGAGGAUUCCGACAGGGGGGUUAUGACCCAGUAGGUGAUGACCUCGAAGGAGCAGCACCUCAACCUCCACCUCCACGUAAUGUGCAACCGACCAACCCCUCCCACCAUCAUCAGCCGAUCUCACAAGGCCAAGCUCCUCAAACGGCCGUUCCGGGAGGCUACCAAGCUUCAUAA
Molecule: messenger RNA, 552 nt
Organism: Rhizoctonia solani
Lineage: Eukaryota; Fungi; Basidiomycota; Agaricomycetes; Cantharellales; Ceratobasidiaceae
Exons: 6
Coding region: 1-552 (183 amino acids)
Source: RefSeq, a predicted model, not a curated record